Molecule: messenger RNA, 3107 nt
Organism: Patella vulgata (common limpet)
Lineage: Eukaryota; Metazoa; Mollusca; Gastropoda; Patellidae
Product: protein trapped in endoderm-1
Exons: 2
Coding region: 228-1226 (332 amino acids)
Biological process (GO): G protein-coupled receptor signaling pathway
Cellular component (GO): membrane
Molecular function (GO): G protein-coupled receptor activity
Source: RefSeq, a predicted model, not a curated record
CAGCUAGUUGCACUAGUUAAGUUUCAAUGAUGAUUUAAGGUCUACAACAUAAUUCUAUAUGUUCAUAUGAAGAAUGGAAUUAACACAGACAAACUAUUAAGGAUCAAAUCUAUAAGGUUCUCCUUAACUGUUUAAAUAUGGAUCUAAGAAGUUGAAGUAACAUAUAAUCUGGAGGAACAAAUUAGACGACAAUUGGAAAAUAAAAACGACAAAACACAAACUUUAAAAUGGAUUAUAUUGUAAACUCAACUAAGAACAAAACUUUUGACACACCAUGUGGGGAGGCUGUGUGUUUAAGUAACGGUGUACUGACCAUGAUGGAAACUAUAACUAUUAUACUAUGUAUCGCAGGAAUCAUGGGAAAUCUUCUAACUGUGUUCGCGAUUGUGACAUCACCACUGAAAAUGAACAUCAACAGCAUUCUGAUCGGUAAUUUAAGCUCUGCCGACGUACUUUACUGCGCGAUUGUUUUGCCGCUUCAAGCAGCUGCCUACCAUUUCAAUGGCUGGCCACUAUCAGAUGCAAUGUGCAUGCUCCAUGCCGCAGCUAGACUUUGGCUGAUUGGGGUCAACAUGAUGUUGUUAAGUGCCAUAGCCCUGUAUCGUUGUCUGCAUAUAGCACAUAUUCAGAGUUACCAUCGACUCACAACACAGGUUCCAUUCUUAUCUAUAAUAGCACUCUGCUGGAUUUUUCCACUUGGUUUUGUCAUUACUCCCUUGGCUGGAAUAUGGGGGUCGUUUUCCUUUCAGGAAAUGAUCCUGCGGUGCACUUUUACCCAAAAUGCGGAGAAAUCUCACAAGAUUACCGUGAUAACCCUUGGCUACGUUAUACCAUGUUUGUUUAUACUGAUAUGUUAUGCCAGAAUCGGAAGUGUGGCCUAUCGAACUCGCAAACGCGUUUCCAGAGCCAGUAUAUACCGUAAACAAAAAGCUCAAAGACAAUCUCUGCGGCUCACUGGAAUGAUGCUGUGUAUAUAUUGUGGUUUUCUGUUUGGCACCACGCCAUAUUUUUUGACGAAUCUGUUUGAUCCGAAAUACACACAGCCAAUUGCCCAUUUAUUCGCUCCGUUUCUGGCGUGGAUUCUCUACUGUGUCAACCCAAUUAUUUACACAUUGAUGGAUAAAAAUUUUCAGAACGCCUAUAAACGACUAUUAAUGAUGGAGGUUUGUAAACCAAACGCACCACGUGAGGAUGCAGACCAGGAGACGUCAUAUGCUCAUAGAUAGAUAUAGAUAUAUUAAAAUAAAACUGGAUUUAACUGUGUUAUUCAUGUUUUUGUUAUCAUGUAUGAGAACUGUGAUAGACUUGAAUAAUAAUCGAAUCAGAAAAAAAAAAACAAUCAAAAUCAUGUUAAUUAUAACGAUAUUUAAUUAUAUAUGACCAUAGAGGUAUAGAACUAUUUCAUUUACGACAAAAAAAAAUUAGCUGAAUAUGAUGAUUAGAACACGAAUUUUAGACAGUGAUUUUGAUGAAUAUACCAAAAAGUGACUUUUACAGGGUGUUUUAUUUUUCUCCAAAGGAUACGAAUAUUGAUAACCUUAGUGACAUUUUUGGUACAAAAGAAUUUGAUUUAUGACAUUGAAUUAGCUGAAUAUUAGGAUUAGACACUGAAUUAGCUAAAUAUCAGGAUUAGACACUGAAUUAGCUGAAUAUCAGGAUUAGACACUGAAUUAGCUGAAUAUCAGGAUUAGACACUGAUUUAGCUGAAUAUCAGGAUUAGACACUGAUUUAGCUGAAUUUAUAGCCUACCAAAAAAGUGAUCUUCAAAGGAUGUAUAAGUGAGAUUAGAUUGGAAUAUUAGUCUUCAAGAAUCUAAAUUGAAUUUGCCACCCGAUCUUCAGUGGAAUAAAUAGAAUUGCGCAAUCAUCUGCUAGAAUUUUCUGACAGCUUUGGCCAAAUUUUCAGUGGCACGUAUAUUAUGCAUCAGGUGCACGCUUUGUGAGUCCAGCGCUUUAUAAAUGGAGAUAUUAUUUUAUUAUUUUUCUAUUUGAUUGCUGUAAAUGUCAUUUCCGACAUGUCUCUAUUUAGAUUUUUGUCGUGAUUCGACUCUUUUUGAAUCAAUAUUGAUUUAUAAAAUGAUGUAUCAAUUUUCACGUAAUUUCACGUGAGUUUAAUUGAUGAUGAUUUGUUUUUAAAUGAUGGCAAUUUGAUAACCAUUUUGUUAUCCUUGAUAGAUCUUAAUAGAAGUCAUUCCAUUUUGAUACAUUAUAAUUUCAUAUUACAUGACUAUAAAAGGUAUGCAUGAUAAAACAAGCUUCUUUUUGAACACUUGCACUCUAGAUCAUAAGGUCUGUCAUUGAGUCAAAUGGCAUGGAUUCGAUCAAAAUCUUGUAUGUGACAAGGAGUAAUAACCUCAAGGGUUUUCUCCAGGCCCCAGGUUCACAAAGUAUUCUCAGACUUCGGUUAAGAAUUUACUCAACUUUCAAUCAGUUUAUGAGAAAUAUCUUUGAUCCAGAAACACAAAAUUUGCACAUAGUUUCUUUUUGAUGUAUUUGAUACAUUAAAAUAACAAACGUUUUAUAAAGGGAUAUAUUUUAGUUAAAAUAACCAAACAAUUUCGAGUAAAUUCUUAACUUAAGUCUGAGAAUGUUUUGUGAAACUGGGACCAGGUUUCUUUAUGGGCGGAAGCGGUGAGAAACUGAGUUUAACUUAACUCAAUAGAAAUAAAGUCUUUACGGGGCUAACAAUAGUGUAUUUAUAUUUCCAUGUUUAAGGGGUCUUUAGCAGUGGUAGGGAACACAAAAUUUCUGAGAAAGCCCACACGGUUAGGAAGACAAACACACUCCUUGUCACCUAUGAAAUUCAGGGUGGUUAAGUGAUCUAAUAUGUGCACUUUAGAUCAUAAAGCCUAUCAUCGAGUGAAAUGGCUGGUUUUCAACCGUCUUCUCUUUUCUUUAAAUUCGAAACAUGAAGGGUUCUUUUACUAUUUAUGUCAAAAUAUUUUGGAAUAAUAGUUAUUUUGUCAAAAGUCAGAAAUAUUAAUUAUAAGAUGAUAGGAAUAAUAAUUUAUAUAUCAAAAAUAUUUUGGCAUAAUAAUUAUAUGUCAAAAAUAUUUUAGAAUAAUAAUUAUGUGUCAAAAAUGCUUUGGAGUAAUAAUUAUAUGUCAA